This is a messenger RNA of Orcinus orca (killer whale), 936 nucleotides long. RefSeq names its product nuclear RNA export factor 2-like. Gene Ontology annotation, molecular function: RNA binding. The record is from RefSeq and is a predicted model, not a curated record. The transcript has 9 exons. Gene Ontology annotation, cellular component: nucleus. Gene Ontology annotation, biological process: poly(A)+ mRNA export from nucleus. Lineage: Eukaryota; Metazoa; Chordata; Mammalia; Artiodactyla; Delphinidae. The annotation marks the transcript as partial.
AAACCCCUAAAAUCAGGAGCAGAGGUGGGCAAAGGGUGCUGCUGGAUUGGCCAGAACACACUGAUCUCUGUUUAUGGUAUUACUGUUUUAACUCAAAGGAAGCAUUGCAACCUUGAACUAUCAACCACCUCUUCUCUAUUUUUGGUUUUGGACAGGGCCAUCAGAGAAUGUUUCCCGAAGUUGUUACGCCUGGAUGGCCAGGAGUUACCGUCACCAGUGACCGUUGACGUUGACACUCCCUACAUAGUAAAGCUCUGCAAGGGAAGCUACUUUGGAUCUGAUGAGCUGAAGAGCCUAGUCCUGCAAUUCCUGAAGCAGUACUACUUGAUCCAUGACUAUGGAGACAGACAGGUUCUCGCGGGUGCUUAUCACGAGGAGGCCUGCUUCUCCCUGACGAUUCCCUUCCACCCCGAGGACCCAGCCCCAAGCAGCUUGUGCGAGUAUUUCAAGGACAGCAGGAAUAUGAAGAAGCUCAAGGACCCCUGUGAACCUGCGGGUCCAGCUGCUGAAGCACACAAAACGUGUCAUUGUGCACACCCUCUGUGUGUUGCCCAAGACUCAGCAUGCCUUCAGCUCCUUCGUGGUGGACACGUGGUUCCAGACGGUGAGCGCCUGCUUCCUCCCUCGCGUGGGCCCAGGAAGCCGCAGGAAUCGAUGCUCUGCUUCUCCGUCUGCGGAGUGUUCAAGGCAGUGGCAGGAAGUUCUCAGGGCUGUUUGCGUGCAUUCACCCGGACCUUCAUCGCUACCCCUGCCCGCGACUGCAGUCUGUGCAUCGUGAAUGACGAGCUGUAUGUGAGGGAUGCCGACCCCAGCGAGACCCAGAGUGUGUUCUCCAUCCCACUGCCUACACCCACCUCCAGCUCCAUGCACCCCCUCUCCCAGCAGCAGCAGGACAUCAUGCAGGCAUCCUCCACCCCAUCUGAGAUGAACCGCUAG